UUAAUAUAAUUGAAAAACAUUUGUAAAAUACCAAAAUAUUUUUCAAUUACAUUAAAUAUACUUAGUCCUAUUAGCAACAGUAAUACUGAAAGUAAAGUAUUACUGUUGCUGGGAAUAGGAAUACAUGGAAGAUUAUUGUUACCAGUAAUAUUUAUAUCACUGGUAACAGUAGCAGUAAUGUGCUACCCGUAAUUAUAAGAUACUGUACAAAAGAAAGAUCUUCUCAACAAUAAAUUUCAAAAAUGACUACGAUCCACUUUAACAGUAUGCUAUCAGCGGUUCUUUCACUAACUUUUAUAGAAAGAUUUACAACGCUAUGAUUUUCACUCGUUUGACAAUGUUGAGUACAGAUGAAUGUGGUGAUUUAAUAUGCUGACAAAUUCUUAUUUGUUUAUGUUAGUAUCUUACAUUGUCGUUUUUUCUGUUGUCUCUUGAAAAGAAUGCAUGUAAUUAUUCUAAGAUAAACGAUGCCUUUCUCUUUUUUCUACUUCUCUUCUUCUGCGUUAUUCAACAAGGUGUUGAUUUGUCUGUUUAAUGAAAGAGUAACGUGAGUCUCUUAAAUUGGCCUUCGCUUAGAGUAAACGAAUAUUAUUCUUUUGUAGAACAGCAGAAUAUUAAAAGAUGUGUACAUAUUAAACACAUUAGAUGUAAAUAAGCGUUUCAGUACAGCACUCUUAUCAAGAGCUACGUUGGUUUGGAUUAAAUAUUUACGUAACUAUAUUACUAAAAUAGCGUGGAAUUAUAGAAUACCUUCAUUGAAAAUGCUUUAUUUGAUCUUUUAUUGCCAUUUUUAAUAUUUCGUAUAGAUUGAACGUUAGAAGGGGAGAAAUCUAUAUAAGAGCUACGUUCGCCUUAACAAGAGGAAUAAACAUUUGAUUGCUUAUUGUUAUGGAAUUUUUUUCAUUAACUACCAACAUAACAAUAACAGACGUCCGAUGGCAAACAUAUCCGAUUGGGCUUAUUCUGUUGUUGUUAUGUUUAUUAACUGUAUUAGGUAAUAUAUUAGUUAUAUAUACUGUAAUUCAUGAAUGUACAUUACAUACAUCGACAUAUUAUUAUGUUGCAUCAUUGGCAUUUGCUGACCUAUUAGUUGGAUUAAUAGUUAUGCCAUUUGCAUUUAUCUUUGAAAUGACUGAUGAUGAAUAUUGGUUAUUUCAACAUCAUCUGAGAUUUUUAUGUGAUUUUUGGCAUUCAGUGGAUAUAUUUGCAUCAACAGCAUCAAUAUUUGGAUUAUGUGUUAUCGGAUUAGAUCGCUAUAUGGCAAUUACAAGACCAAUUCAAUAUCCUAAUUCAUUCAUGUCAAAAAGAUGGUACUAUAUGUUGUCAUUCAUAUGGAUAUGUUCAGCUGUCAUAUCUUUUCCAGCUGUUGUUCAUUUUGGAACAGAACGAACGAUUUCUCGUACGUGA
This is a messenger RNA of Didymodactylos carnosus, 1407 nucleotides long. Lineage: Eukaryota; Metazoa; Rotifera; Eurotatoria; Philodinida; Philodinidae. The record is from the annotation of a GenBank genome assembly.